UCAAUAAUAACCGCCGCCUGCUGUCUCCUGUCCUGAUUGUCCUCCCCUCCCGCAACCAACCACAAUCCGUCGAUCCAUCAUCCAUGGGCGCGGAGCCGGAGCGCGACGGCGAGGAGCAGCGCCGCCCCCUCCUCUCCUCCACCUCCUCAUCCUCUCCGGCAGCAUCGGCGGCGGAGCAGCACCAGCAGCAGUACCAGUUCCUGGGCCGGAGCAGCUCCUCGGUACUCCGCGGCGGCGGCCUGGCCUGGGGAGGACCCGAGGUCAGCGCCGAUGAGGUCAGGUCCGCCGCCUCCUUCUCCCCCGCCGCUGGCUUCUACCCGCCGCCGCAGGCCCUGGCGGCCCACGGUGACAACCUCUACCCCUACCCGCCGUCCAUCCACAGCGCCGUGCUCUCCCCGUCUCCGUCUCACGCCCCCUCGUCCCCGCAUCCGAAUGAGGGGCUGGCGAUUGUUCCUCAAGGGCCGUACCCGUAUGGUGGUAGUUACCAGCCUUCGGAGAGCGUCGCGAGGGAUGUACUGGAUGAGGUGGAGAUCCGACAGCUGCUCAUUGAUCAUGUUGGGCAUCGAUGCUGUUGGGGAAGUCGUCCUGCCCGCACAUGGAAAAUUACCUCCGUAGAGGACUGCAAUGUUUAUGUUGGGACUCUUGAAACCUUCAUUGAGGAAAGAGACAUAGUACCAAGAAAAGAACCCUGUGAAAGUGGGAAAAUAGAUGGAAGGGACAAGGGUCCUGUCCUUGGAGUGUGGGAGCUAGAUUUGAGGUCUGAGUUUCCUCUACUUUUUGUACCAGAGAAAGAAGUGAUGGUCAAGAUUCCUCAUUCAGAAGUCAUUGAAAAAUGCUCAGAUUGUGAGGGUCGUGGAGAGAAACCCUGUCCUACUUGCAAUGCUGGUCAGGAGCACGGGUUUUACAAAGCAAAUCAGAUGACCCGCUGUGGUGCAUGUCAUGGCAGAGGUUUACUCGCUCACCAAGAUGGAUCGGAUACAGUAUGUGGAAUGUGCAAUGGUAAAGGGAUGUUGCCUUGUAUAGCAUGUGGAUCGCGUGGCUUGGUGACAUGCAACACAUGUACAGGAUAUGGCGCCCUUCUUGCCCAGAGCAUUGCUCAUGUUCGAUGGAAGACACUGUCAUCUAGAAAAGUUAGCGCAACUAGAGGGGCCGCCUCGGUCCCUGAAGAAGUAUUCCACAGAGCCAAAGGGGUGCAACUAUGCAACAUACAGGCAUAUCAGUGCACUCCUGCUUUCUUUGCUGAUUCAUACCCACUUAACCAAUUCUCCUCAGAAGUCAUCGCCAGCCGGCUGCCAGUUCCACCAUCCGCGAGGGUCAUUUCUGAGAGACACAUCAUUUCAGUUGUGCCUGUAACCCGUGUUACCAUGGCCCAUCGCAAGCAGUCCUUUAGCUUAUAUGUCAUCGGCUACAGCAGGGAUGUGUUCAUAAGGGACUAUCCUUCCAAAUUCUGCUGGGGCCUCUGCUGUUGCUUCGAGUGGCUGGGGAAAUAGUUGUUUUUCCUGGUAUGAAUGAAUGUCUCCUUUCAGUGUGCAGUAUCACAGCACAGAAGUGGGUUGUGUUAAAAUAAACAUUGCCAAUUGUUGUGUUUUCUAUCACGGAAACUAUCUCUACGUAUUAAGACACUGUAUAUUGGAUCUCUGGGGCAUGUACAAGUACAACAUCAUUGUACAUAUUGUUCGGUGAAUAAAAUGGUCAUGUCUGGCCAUCUCAAAUGUGAUGUACAGUUGUUCUGGGACGGUUUUGCCGUUCUUGUAAUCGUGGUCCUUUAUUCCACCUAUUAGCGGAUUA
Molecule: messenger RNA, 1788 nt
Organism: Setaria italica (foxtail millet)
Lineage: Eukaryota; Viridiplantae; Streptophyta; Magnoliopsida; Poales; Poaceae
Product: protein SSUH2 homolog
Exons: 7
Coding region: 84-1490 (468 amino acids)
Source: RefSeq, a predicted model, not a curated record